CUCCUCUAUCCAGUGACUAGACGACACCAAGGGUGAACAGGAGGACUAAGAUAAGCAUUCGCCAGAAAGCUAUCACCACCCAGGGGCGUGGGACACCUCGUGCUUGCCACGAUGAACACCUCGCUGCCCUACCACGAGCCAGGCAUCGUGACAAUUCUUAUCCAAACUUCCUUUAUAUUUAUUCUCAAUAUCGUCAAUUCCAUUCUUGAUCAUACGCUAUACUGCGGCCUGUUAGGCCAGGUCCUCGUUGGCAUCGCCUGGGGGACUCCAGGAGCAAACUGGAUUUCAAUCCACACUGAAGAAGUCGUUGUUCAACUGGGCUAUAUCGGUUUGAUACUUCUUGUAUAUGAAGGCGGUCUCUCCACCUCCUUCAAAUCCCUAAAAGCCAAUUUCCUCCUCUCCAUCGCCGUCGCAAUCACAGGAAUCACCCUCCCCAUCGCCCUCUCAUUCUCCCUCCAAGGCCUCGCCGGCGCCUCUCCCCUCCAAGCCUUCGCUGCCGGUGCAGCACUUUGUUCCACAUCCCUCGGCACUACUUUUACAAUUCUUAGCACCUCCGGCCUCGCUGCCACCCGCCUGGGCGUCGUCCUCUCCAGCGCCGCAAUGAUGGACGACAUCGUCGGGCUGGUAAUGGUCCAGGUGAUCUCAAAUCUUGGUGGGUCUGCCACCACCAUCGCACCCGCCACCAUCAUCCGUCCCAUCCUCGUUUCUCUCGCCUUCGCAGCCAUCGUCCCAUUUGCGUGUCGCUUUGUGGUCAGGCCUGCAACACUUCUCUGCAACCAGCACCGCGAGUGUCAUCCAGCUGGGAUGACUCAAAGGGUGUUAUGUCUUAAACACACGGCGUUCAUCAUCCACAGCGCUGUGCUGCUGGCGUUGGUCACGGGCGCGAGCUACGCUGGAACUUCGAACCUCUUUGCGGCGUAUAUUGCAGGCGCGGUGGUUAGUUGGUGGGACGAUGAGCUACCGCAUCCAAGCCACGGUGGUCGCACCAAGAUUGCCGCAGAUCCGGCACCCCGCGAGAAUCAGACCACUCUCCUAGAGCCUACGAUGCUACAGCAGCGAACGCAGCAGAGUACUCCUGCUCAACCGCUACAGCUCACGACAGGUGCCCAGAUCUACGCGGCUUACUUCUACCAGCCUGUUGCUAGGGUGCUGAAACCCUUCUUCUUCGCGUCCAUCGGGUUUUCGAUCCCGAUCAGCCGCCUCUUCGCUAGCCGCAUUCUAUGGCGCGGGAUUGUGUAUACCAUCAUCAUGACCAUCGCUAAGAUGGUGUGCGGGCUCUGGCUUGUACGAAUCCCAUGGUCGGCGUUCGUGCCUAGCAAGCUACGCGCUUUCAAACUGAAGUCUAAGUUCCCCUCACUGCCUCAUCUGUGGGGGAAACGAGAGAAGACGACUACUCCUCCAGCCGCCUCCACGCCAGUUGCGCAAUCCCCCCAACGCGCCACCUCCCCCUCAGUGCCCCCGACCCCACCCAAACCCCUCUCCCUCUAUCCCCCGGCCAUCCUUUCCCUCGCCAUGGUCGCCCGCGGCGAGAUCGGCUUCCUCGUCUCCGCCCUCGCAGAGAGCAAAGGCGUCUUCUCCCCCACCUCGCUCCCUCAAGAUUACCCCACAGAUAUAUUCCUUAUCACCACUCUUGCUAUCUUCCUCUGCACCUUGGUCUCGCCUCUAUGCGUCGGGUUGCUAGUGCGGCGGGUGAAGAGGCUAGAGGGGAGGAGAGAGCGGGGCGCUACGAGUGUGCUGGGUGUUUGGGGAGUGGAGUAAGGAGAUGUGGAGGUAUUGAUAGAGUAGACCAGACUAAGAAACGGGAAAACGUUCAGCCCUGCGGAUAUAGGAAAUGAUCAAAUAGGUCUACAUAGAUGUAUAGAAUGGAUAG
Mytilinidion resinicola is the source of this 1870-nucleotide messenger RNA. RefSeq names its product Sodium/hydrogen exchanger. The transcript has 3 exons. Gene Ontology annotation, biological process: proton transmembrane transport. Gene Ontology annotation, molecular function: antiporter activity. The record is from RefSeq and is a predicted model, not a curated record. Bases 112 to 1758 code for a protein of 548 amino acids. NCBI's taxonomy places the organism in Eukaryota, Fungi, Ascomycota, Dothideomycetes, Mytilinidiales, Mytilinidiaceae. Gene Ontology annotation, cellular component: membrane.